Messenger RNA from Trachymyrmex cornetzi, 1094 nucleotides. RefSeq lists its product as uncharacterized. The transcript has 4 exons. The record is from RefSeq and is a predicted model, not a curated record. NCBI's taxonomy places the organism in Eukaryota, Metazoa, Arthropoda, Insecta, Hymenoptera, Formicidae. The coding region runs from base 642 to 1010 and encodes 122 amino acids.
CUCGCGAAAUUCGCACGACGUAUGCUAUUCUACAGCGUAUGCCCACCCCGACGGCGCGGCACGUCAUUUAACGGUCGACCGUUCGAGAACUCCUAUAUCCCCCGGUUGAUAAAUUAUAUAUCGUCGCGUGUCAAGCCUUCUCCUGUGACAAUUCGCAAUUAUCUUACGUAGCUCCCGAAGUGUACGCCCCACGUAUCGACCAAUUGAAGUUCAUGGCGCACGAAGUUCAAAGUGGAAAUGCGCCAUUUGCGCGGACGGCAAUAAACGAAAGACUUCAAGAGGAAACGGCCCAAAGAGGAAACAGUUCCAAAAGUAAAUGACUUUAUACAUAAACCUGAGUUCCUAUCUCGUGGAAAAGAUAAGGUGAAAAGAAUGAAAGUCCAUUAGCAGGGUAAGCGCAUAGUCGUCGCUGAGAGUUUUCAUAAAGUUGAAGUAAACGAUAGCAAAUAGAGCGACUAGCAGCGGGAAAACGAGAUAAAGCUUUUUCAGAACUUUUGCCCGAUAUCGCAAGUUCAAACCUUCGGCCAAGGCGGAUAUUUCUGCGGCAUUCUAGAUAUAUCGUCGCCAGUUAUUUCUGGAUUCACCUAGAUUUUCAAAGCGACCGGAAUCCCCAAAUAAUUCAACAAAGGAGAAGCACGAAAAUGUCUACGUUCACCGAUAUCUAUUGGGCAUACGAGAAGUGCCAAGGAUGUGCGUGUGUAUAUGAGAAGCAACGGAAGGUAUACACAUGUGGAAUGUGCGAAACAAUUCUUGACGAAGGUGACGUAAAUGUCCACGAAUGUUUCGUGAAUUAUCCAUCACUUUUUUGUGAUAAAAACACCCUUUAUUUGUAUCCUCAAUGUGUGAAAAAAAAACGAAGUAGUUCUGGUUGUGAAGAAGACGUGAUGAAACAAAUAGCGAAGGCCUUGCAGACCCCACAACCAACACUGCCAUUGCCGAUUAUACCUGUUUUUGACGAAGUUGACAACUUUACUUCGAUGAUCGCCCAUCAGCUACGACAGUUCGUGUGAUUCCGCAGACGCGAAAUAAUGUUAAAAAUUCAUCAACUCAUACAUAUUGAAUCAUUGCAUGAGAAUAAUAUGUUAUAAUGAUAA